Molecule: messenger RNA, 1400 nt
Organism: Camelina sativa (false flax)
Lineage: Eukaryota; Viridiplantae; Streptophyta; Magnoliopsida; Brassicales; Brassicaceae
Product: calcium-binding protein CBP
Molecular function (GO): calcium ion binding
Source: RefSeq, a predicted model, not a curated record
GAGACAAAAUUCUCAAGAGUGUCCUUUUAACAACACACACAGCUUUGAUGAUGAUGAGGUCAACUUAAAUCACAUUCAUUGACAAAAAGAAAAACUCAAAACUUUAUUAAGAUCUCUUCUAAAGUUUCGAUUUUUUUGUUUCCUUUUCUUAAUUGUAAAAGCGACGAUGUCAGGGUACCCUCCGACGAGUCAAGGUUACGGUUACGGUUAUGGCGGCGGUGGUGGAGGAAAUCAACCACCGCCACCUCAGCCACCUUACUCAUCUACCGGAAACAAUCCUCCUUACGGAUCAUCGACCACCUCCUCAGCUCCUUACGCAGUUCCUUACGGAGCACCGAAACCACCGUCGUCCUCUUCCGCGCCUCCUUACGGAUCUCCGAAGCCUCAGUCUUCGUCGUACGGAGCACCGCCUCCUUCAGCUCCGUACGCGCCUUCUCCUGGAGAAUACAACAAGCCGCCAAAGGAGAAACCUUACGGAGAUUACGGAGCUUAUCCAUCGCCUGGACCUUCGGAUUACGGGAGUUACGGUGCUGGUCCUCGUCCUUCGCCGCCGUCCGGUCACGGCGGAGGAUACGGAGCUACUCCACAGCCUUCUGAAUACGGUGGUUACGGUGGUCAACCUCGUCCAGCGUCGUCUGGAUAUGGCGGCGGGUACGGAGGUUAUCCUCCUCAAGCAUCUUAUGGAAGUCCUUUUGCUUCUCUGAUUCCGUCAGGUUUUGCUCCGGGAACGGAUCCGAAUAUAGUGGCUUGCUUUCAAGCUGCGGAUCAAGAUGGUAGUGGCUUCAUUGAUGAUAAGGAGCUUCAAGGAGCUCUCUCUUCUUAUCAGCAGAGGUUCAGUAUGAGAACUGUUCAUCUUCUUAUGUAUCUUUUCACCAACAGCAAUGUCAUGAAAAUUGGACCUAAGGAGUUUACUGCACUUUUCUACAGUCUUCAGAACUGGAGGUCCAUUUUUGAGAGGUCGGACAAGGAUAGGAGCGGCAGAAUAGAUGUAAAUGAGCUGAGAGACGCGCUUUUGAGCCUUGGGUUUUCGGUUCCUCCUGUGAUUUUGGAUCUGCUGGUUUCCAAGUUUGACAAAAGCGGAGGAAAGAACAGGGCCAUCGAAUAUGACAACUUCAUUGAGUGCUGUCUCACUGUUAAGGGGCUGACAGAGAAGUUCAAGGAGAAGGACACAGCGUACUCAGGCUCAGCUACUUUCACCUAUGAAACCUUCAUGCUUACCGUCCUCCCCUUCCUCAUCGCAUAAGUUUUUUACGGUAACCUCAACCUGUUUGCUCAUCUUGAGUUUUCUUUGUAUGUUCUUUGUUGUGUGAAUGCUAUUGUUAAUGGAACUACAGAAAGCUUUUUCGGUUUAGUUGAACUUAAAAGUUUAUAAAAAAAUACAUCUUGUUAUUAUGGUUGGA